AUGGAAAACGCGAAGAGGCAAAAAUCCGUUCAACGCGCGUUAUUCACGAAGUGUCUCAAUACAUUUGUUGCCAAAUGCAAUAACGCUACCGCUACCGCCGAUGAGAGAAGUGUCGCGUUACAGUUGCUUGAAACAAGAAUGCAAGAGUUGGAAGUCACGAACUCGAAGUACGUGGAUUUGUUAUCAGAUUCUACGGCGGAGGACGACGAUAUUGUAAAAGAGAUUGAGGCACACGAUGAAUACAAGAAAAAGUUUUUAGAAGCUAAAGUGAAAUAUUUGCGCGAAAUUUGUGCAACACGUCCACCGACAAGUGACGCGGGUGCAAAUAAUCAAGCAGUACAGAACUACGAUAAACCAUACAAACGACCUACACUUGAUGUACCAAAAUACCCAGGAGGAGUUGAUAAGUGGCUCCAAUUUUGGUCAUUUUUUCGAAAAUAUCAUGAAGACGUGAAUCUUUCCAAGGAAGUGAAACUUGAGUAUUUGAAAGGAAUGAUGCAACCAGGUUCAAAGGCAUUUGGUAUUGUCGAUGGAUACCCGACAACAGCACAGAAUUACGAUCUAGCAUUUGAAAGUCUCAAGAGUCGCUACGGACGAGACGAUUUAUUGAUCGAGUUCUAUACUAGAGAACUGUUGACUUUAACAAUACAAAACGCCACUAGAAAGAAAGAAGACCAAUUAGAUGUUGCAUCGAUUUACGACAAGUUGUCAGCUCGUAUUCGUGCUCUUGAUACAUUAGGUGUUAAAACAGACAAUUGCGCGACGAUGUUAUACCCGCUCGUGGAAUCUUCACUGCCCGAGGAAGUUCUUAGAACGUGGCAACGCUUCCCGUUGAGUACAGCAACAGACAACGACAACAACACGCGAGGAGCUCCGGUUUCCGACCGUUUGACGAAGUUAUUAGAAUUUUUAAAAAUUGAGGUUACCAACGAAGAGAGAAUCAACUUAGCCAUCAACCAUUUCGCUGUAUCAUCGGAGGAGAAGCAAGAAAAGCCAAAAGAGGGUAAGCAGAAAGAAAGCAAGGUGACGUCAUCGAAGGAAGUAGCUACUGCUAGCGCAUUAUUUUCAAGCGAGCGUAAAAGUAUGAAAUGCAUAUUUUGCGGUGAAAAUCACGAUAAUUCGAGUUGCGAGAAUGCGAGAAAAAUUUCGUUUGAUGUUAGGAAAAAAGCAAUCAAAGAAAAUAAUUGUUGUUUCAAAUGUUUAAUACCGAAUCAUCGCUCGAGUAAAUGCAAAGUGAAGAUAACGUGCGCAUGGUGCGGUAAUCGUCAUUCUAUUCUCGUUUGCCCGGAUUUGAACAAAGAGUCGAAUAGCGAGAAGCCGCAGAAGAGUGACACAUCCGAGAAAAGCGAGCGUCCGGAGCAAAAUCUCGCAAGUUUUUGUAGUUCACCUGACGUUUAUUUACAAACACUGCGCGUCGUAUUAUAUUCGGAGACGAAACAAAAAGUUGCACGCGUAGUUAUCGAUCAAGGCUCGCAGAGGUCGUAUAUACGUUUCGAUGUUGCUAAGUUGUUAGGCUAUGAAUCUAUUGGUAAACGUGAGGUGACUCAUGCAUUGUUUGGAGGCGCGAACUCGAGCACUCGAGAACAUGACAUUUAUCUAAUUCGAAUGAAAAGUCUUGAAAAUAAUUAUGCUUGCAAUUUUCAAGUUAUGGACGAAAAAGUUAUUUGUUCAGAUAUUCCACGAAUUUCUCGCGCUAAUUGGAUCGACGAAUUAAAAACAAACAAUAUUUUUCUCUCUGACUUGGAAACAAACUCUACAUAUAGUAAUGAUUUGAUUGAUGUUUUGAUUGGCGCAGAUGUCGCAGGAAAACUUUUUACUGGUAAUAAGUAUGAUUUACGGAACGGGUUGACGGCUUUCGAAUCAAAUUUAGGAUGGGUUGUUAUGGGUAAAGUUCCAAGUAGUGAGAGAAAGGAUUGUGCUUUGAAUGCUAUAUCGAUGUUCGUGAGCGAAGCAAAAGUAUCUGACCUGUGGAAUUUAGACGUUUUAGGGAUAAAAGAUCCGAUUGAAAAGAACGACGAGCUUGAGCGAGAACAUAUGAUCAAAGAAAAUUUUAUCAAGACUGUUUGUUUUAAAAACGAUCGGUACAGUGUCGAUUUACCUUGGGUCGAUGACCACGCACCAGUCUGUACUAAUUUAGAUUUGUGUAAAAGUAGAUUGGAUAGCACUGUGAAAAAACUUCAUAAGAAUAAUUUGUACAAGGAAUAUGAUAAAGUUUUGAUGGAAUGGCUCGACCAGGGCAUCAUCGAACCUGUACCAAACAAUGAACUAGAUGAUUUCUCUCACUGUUUGGCUCACCGCCCAGUUAUAAAACCAGGUAGUACUACGCCAGUUCGGCCCGUCUUCGAUGCUUCCUCCAGCGAAAAAGGGUUUCCCGCUUUGAAUAAAUGUUUAGAAAAGGGACCAAAUUUAAUAGAAUUAAUUCCGGACGCCUUGUUAAGAUUUCGUGAAAAUGAAAUUGGAGUGAUCGCGGAUAUACGUAAAGCCUUCUUACAAAUCGGGAUCAAUGAAAAAGAUCGAAAUUAUCUACGCUUUCUAUGGUUUUUGAAUGAUCAGUUGACAAUUUUUCGGCAUAGAUGUGUAGUGUUCGGCCUCACAUGUAGUCCGUUUUUAUUGAUGGCUGUAAUAGAAUAUCACUUGUCCCACACGAUACACGAACGUUUUCCAAAUUUAUGGUCGAAAGAAAAUAUUGACAAAUUAGCGAAAUCUUUUUAUGUUGACAAUUGCGUCACGAGUGCCCGAACAACGGAUGAAUUAAAUUCUUUUAUCAACGAAGCUAAAGAGAUUAUGGCAAAAGGAGGAUUUGAACUAAGAGGGUGGGAGUAUACGAAUGACGGUGCUGAAAAAGAAAUUACUCAAGUACUCGGUAUUUUAUUUAAUAAGUCUCGCGAUACUUUGUUGAUCAACCCUUCUUUAUUCAGCGAAUACAACGAUGAAAUAACCAAACGUAUCAUUCUCUCAGCAGCACAUAAAGUGUUCGAUCCAAUCGGUUUUACUUCUCCAGUAACAUUGAUGCCAAAGUUGAUAUUGAAAAAGUUGUGUGAAUCGAAAGUCGAUUGGGAUACACAAGUCGACGAUCAAACAAAAGAGGAAUUUUUAUCAUGGCAUGAGCAAUUAAUUUACUUAAGCAAAAUAGAAAUACCAAGAAAGCUUGGAUCGGGUAGAGUAUCGUUACAUACUUUUGCGGACGCAAGUAAGACAGCGUACGGCGCUGUGACGUAUUUACGCAUCGAGACUGAGAACGGUGUCGAAAUUCGCUUGCUCGCCGCAAAAGCAAGAGUCGCGCCGAAAAAUGCAACUAUACCUCGACUUGAACUCUUAGCUGCGUCAAUCGCUGUCCGUCAGACUGCGGAGAUAUUAAAAAUUUUGAGUUAUGAAGAUAUUGAUGUUUUCGUUUGGUUUGACUCAAUGGUUGUUUUAGCAUGGAUACUUCGAGAUAAACAGUGGGGCACGUUUGUGUGGAAUCGCAUACGAGAAAUUCGUCGAUUAUCGUUAUCGUAUAAGUUUCGGUAUGUACCAGGUACAAAAAAUCCAGCUGACCUUCCGUCACGCGGAUGUCAAGCUAAACAGUUGCUCGAAUCGCGUUGGUGGGAGGGGCCGCCGUGGUUACGCGAGUCUCCGGAAAACUGGCCGAAUUCGAGUGGUGAAACUGACGAGGACGAGGUAAGCAGGGAGAUGAAAAAAUCAGCGCAAAUAGCAAUGUCAUGUGGAGAAAUCGAUUUUAGUAUUAUAGAUAAAUUUUCAUCUUAUCAAAAAUUGAUAAAGUUUUUUACGAUCAUGCUUAGAUUUAAGGAUUUUCUUGUGAACAAGAAAUCCAUACAACGCAAAUAUGUAACCUACAGAGAAGUAUAUAAUGUAGAAAGAAAAUUUUUAAUUUGCAUACAACAACAAAUGUUUUUACCGAAGAACGAUCCUAAAUUGACAACAUUACAGACUUUCAUACAUACUGAUGGCUUAAUAAGAUUAAAAACAAGAAUAAGUGAACGAAAUGAUAAAUUUCCUUUUUUGUAUCCAAUUCUUUUGAAUAAUAAUCAUCGAUGUGUUGAGUUAAUCAUUAUGGAAGAGCAUGAAAAAAUGUGUCACGCAGGUGUACAAGCAGUAAUGUGCCAAUUAAGAGAUCGAUAUUGGAUUUUGUCCAUGCGAAAAACUGUACGAAAAGUUAUUUCCAAAUGCGUUGUUUGCAAACGUUUCUCCGCUAAGCCGAUGCAAGCCGAUUCACCACCUUUACAGCUCAAACGUGUUAAAGAUAGUGAUCCGUUCGAAACAGUAGGAAUUGAUUUUGCAGGGCCGUUGUUUUUAAAUGGGCAGCAAAAAGGCUGGAUCUGUUUGUUUACAUGCGCGGUAUAUCGAGCAGUGCAUUUGGAAUUAGUCACGUCUUUAUCGACUAAAACAUUUUUAUGGGCAUUACGUCGUUUCAUUAAUCGGCAAAGACGCCCAACUGAUAUUUAUUGCGAUAACGGGACCAAUUUUGUCGGAGCUGAUAAUGCUUUGAAAAAAUUAAAUUGGGACGUGAUUAAUUCCUACAGCACAGCGCAGAGAAUAACAUGGAAUUUUAACCCACCCUCGGCACCAUGGUGGGGAGGCUGGUGGGAAAGAUUAGUAGGUAUGGUCAAAGUCAUUUUGCGUAAAGUACUUGGAAGACGAUGUAUCUCCUAUGAAGAAAUGUAUACCAUUCUGAGCGAUUGCGAAAGCACGAUCAAUGCACGUCCUUUGACGUACGUCUCCGACGCGGUUGAUGACUUGGUACCACUGACACCGGGAAUGUUUCUUCGAAACAACAAAACUUAUGAAAAUCCUGAUUUGGAUAUACUCAAUAAGAUUGAUUUAAACUUCAGUUACAAGCAAAAGCAAGAAAUUAUGGAGCACUUGCGUCAGCGUUUUCGUAAAGAGUAUUUAGGGCAAUUGAUACUAAAAAGUAAUAGUAUGAAAAGCUUUCAGCCUCUUAAAAUCGGUGACGUUGUUUUAAUCGGCGAUGAUAAUAAAAAGCGUAUCGAUUGGCCUUUAGCUAAAAUUGAAAAAUUAAUUCAAGGCCGCGACGGUAUAGCUCGCGUUGCUGUGUUGAAAACGAAAGAUGGGGUUUUAAAACGUCCGUUACAACGCAUUUAUCCAUUAGAAAUUAGUUGCGAUGAUAAAGAUGAAGCGAAUGAAUUUCGUGAAAGACAAAAAUCUGUCAGCGCGGAAGCUAACCAGAAGAAAGUUCAACUCGAACAAGUAGAAAGUACUGUCAAAACUAAAAGCGGGCGGAUUGUCAAAAAACCUUGUUAUUAUAAAUGA
Messenger RNA from Phymastichus coffea, 5271 nucleotides. RefSeq lists its product as uncharacterized. NCBI's taxonomy places the organism in Eukaryota, Metazoa, Arthropoda, Insecta, Hymenoptera, Eulophidae. Gene Ontology annotation, molecular function: nucleic acid binding. The record is from RefSeq and is a predicted model, not a curated record. The transcript has a single exon. Gene Ontology annotation, biological process: DNA integration. The coding region runs from base 1 to 5271 and encodes 1756 amino acids.